AGAACGCAGCUCUCCACUCUCUUGUUUUAUAUAUAUAUAUUUUUCCUAAUUUUCAAUCUCUUCUCUGUUUUUCGUUUCGAAAUCUUGGGUUCCCGUCAUUUUCUUCUCUGUACCGUCGCUUUCUUUGCAUAGCCAGUCAAGACUCUAGACUAUAGCCUCGUCUUCUUCAUAUAUGGAGGUUGAAACCCAUGCUUUGGCUUCUCCUUUCCUUCGUAAAAUGGACAUUUCUAGAGAUUUCCUAGCCCCUGAUUCGCCGGACUUGCCGCCGUCGGAGGAUUCUCUAAAAUCCGAUGGCCUUCAGUCUACGGAGUCCGGUGGUCGGGAAUGUGAGGAAUUUGAAGUGCCGGUGUUGACUGAUGAGGGUGGUGUGAUGGAUUCUACCGGGAAUUCGCCAGUGGUGGAAGUGUCAGGAGGCGCGUGCUCUGAUAAUGCGGCUGUGAAGCUGCAGAAGGUGUACCGGAGCUACCGCACCCGGCGCAGGUUAGCUGACUCUGCAGUCGUGGCGGAAGAGCUCUGGUGGCAAGCCAUAGACUAUGCGAGAUUGAACCACAGUACAAUUUCGUUCUUCGAUUUCCUUAAACCAGAAACUGCAGCUUCUAGGUGGAAUCGUGUUACUCUGAAUGCUUCCAAGGUGGGCAAGGGAUUAUCCAAAGAUGCCAAAGCGCAAAAAUUGGCUUUUCAGCAUUGGAUUGAAGCUAUUGAUCCAAGGCAUCGUUAUGGGCAUAGCUUGCAUAUAUACUACGAAGAGUGGUGUAAGACAAAUUCUGGUCAACCAUUUUUUUACUGGUUGGACAUAGGAGAUGGUAAAGAGCUUGAUCUCAAAGAAUGUCCAAGGUCUAAGCUUCGGCAACAAUGCAUUAAGUAUCUAGGACCUCAAGAGAGAGAACAUUACGAGUAUAUUGUUGUUGAAGGCAAAAUUACACACAAACAAACUGGAAAUCGCCUUGAUACGUCCAAUGGAUCAAAAGGAACUAAGUGGAUAUUUGUUAUGAGCACAACUAAGAGGCUGUAUGCUGGUGAGAAAAAGAAAGGAAUUUUCCAUCAUUCAAGCUUCUUGGCUGGGGGUGCUACAUUAGCUGCAGGAAGAUUAACAGUAGAGAAUGGAAUUCUUAAGUCCAUUUCUCCAUACAGUGGACACUACCGGCCAUCAGAAGAUAGGUUUGAUAGCUUUUUAUCCUUUCUCCAGGAUAAUGGCGUGAAGCUUGACGAGGUCCAGAUAAACAAGGUCAGUGAAGAUUCUUAUGUCUAUGAUGAUGGCAAAUUCAAUGCAAGUGGGACGAUAGGCGAAGUUUCAAGCAAGUUAGAGCCUCCUAAACCUGAAAUUGUCAGUGAAGAGAAGGAUUCUACUUCCGUAGGAUCAACAGUUGGACAAACUGAAACCAAAGGUGAAUACAAAAGGACUUUAUCUGGUGGUCUUCAAAGCCCAAGAGCCGAAGUACCAAAGACGGCUAUCUUGCACAGAAUUAAUUCUAAGAAGGCAGCAAAAUCUUAUCAACUGGGAAAUCAGCUUUCACUCAAGUGGUCAACAGGUGCAGGCCCACGAAUUGGGUGCGUUGCUGACUACCCAGUAGAAGUUAGACAACAAGCUUUGGAAUUUGUUAACCUAUCUCCAAGAAGUCCACCCACUCCGUCUUCCUACAGGCGGAUCGCGAGUCUCGUAUCUUCUACAGCUCAAUCCACAACAGAUGUCCCUAAUGGUGAUGGGACAUCUCACAACUAAAUUUCCUUGUAAUACUUUUUACCUAGUAGUUAAGUGAAUAUAAAUAGCUAGUAAGUUCUUUGCACUUAAGCCUUUCUGGAAUGAUAAUAACAUCGUCUUAAUCGCAUCCAAUUGCGUUUCAUUA
Messenger RNA from Hevea brasiliensis (rubber tree), 1844 nucleotides. Its product is annotated as IQ domain-containing protein IQM3. NCBI's taxonomy places the organism in Eukaryota, Viridiplantae, Streptophyta, Magnoliopsida, Malpighiales, Euphorbiaceae. Gene Ontology annotation, molecular function: protein binding. Bases 173 to 1720 code for a protein of 515 amino acids. The transcript has 9 exons. The record is from RefSeq and is a predicted model, not a curated record.